GUGGCGAAGGCGUACGACCACGCGGAGAACGAGUACGUCGCGAUAAAGAUCAUCAAGAACAAGAAGCCGUUCCUCGAGCAGGCCAAGAUAGAGGUGCAGCUGCUGGAGCUAAUGAACAAGCACGACGUAGACUGCAAGUACUACAUAGGUACGUACAUACGUACGUGUGUGAAACUGAAGCGACACUUCAUCUAUCCGCAACCACCUUGUCUCGUCUUACGAGCUGUCUCCUACAACCUGCACGACCUGCCUGCGCAAACACGACUUCCGCGGCCGUCGUCUCGCCUCAACUUGACCGCGCAAUUUUGCCAGCAGCUCUGCACGGCGCUGUCUUCCUUCGCGACGCCGGAGCUAAGCAUCCACUGCGACCUGAAGCCCGAGAACAUCCUGCUGUGCAACCCCAAGCGCAGCGCCACUCAGAUCGUAGGACUCGGCCAAGCUCCUGCCACUCCUUGCCAGCCUGGGCAACGGAUAUACCAGUACAUUCAGAGUCGGUUCUACCGGUCUCCUGAGGUGCUGCUGGGACUGUCGUACGACCUGGCGAUCGACAUGUGGAGUCUCGGCUGCAUACUGAUAGAGAUGCACACAGGAGAGCCNGGGGUGGAUCACAGACG
Molecule: messenger RNA, 614 nt
Organism: Priapulus caudatus
Lineage: Eukaryota; Metazoa; Priapulida; Priapulimorpha; Priapulimorphida; Priapulidae
Product: dual specificity tyrosine-phosphorylation-regulated kinase 1A-like
Biological process (GO): peptidyl-threonine phosphorylation; peptidyl-serine phosphorylation; positive regulation of DNA-templated transcription
Cellular component (GO): nucleus
Molecular function (GO): ATP binding; transcription coactivator activity; protein serine/threonine kinase activity
Source: RefSeq, a predicted model, not a curated record